This is a messenger RNA of Meloidogyne enterolobii, 219 nucleotides long. NCBI's taxonomy places the organism in Eukaryota, Metazoa, Nematoda, Chromadorea, Rhabditida, Meloidogynidae. The record is from the annotation of a GenBank genome assembly.
AUGGAAAUUAGACAAACAAUGGAAAGAAUGGCUAGAGAGGAACGUUUAUUACAAGAAAAAUUGCCGUUGGUGGAUGGGUUUUUAAGAAGAUGUAAAACAUUGGCUAAUAUGAUGGUGACAAUGAAAAAAUUAGCAAUAAUACAAGACGAAGAACGUCCACAAACACAAAGGAGAGCAAUUCCGGGUAAGAGAAUUGAAGAAAUGGAGAAUAAUGGAUAA